Colletotrichum spaethianum is the source of this 4080-nucleotide messenger RNA. RefSeq names its product ABC transporter 1. The coding region runs from base 1 to 4080 and encodes 1359 amino acids. The record is from RefSeq and is a predicted model, not a curated record. Gene Ontology annotation, molecular function: ABC-type transporter activity; ATP binding; ATP hydrolysis activity. NCBI's taxonomy places the organism in Eukaryota, Fungi, Ascomycota, Sordariomycetes, Glomerellales, Glomerellaceae. Gene Ontology annotation, biological process: transmembrane transport. The transcript has 3 exons. Gene Ontology annotation, cellular component: membrane.
AUGGCGGCACUUGAGAAGCAAGAGUCUGAGAAGGCAGCCCCUCUAGCGGCCGAGGAACCCAAGAAGGAAGAAGAGGUGAAGGAAGAGUCCAAGGGCAUGCCGUUUACCAAGCAGUUCUUCAUCUACUUCCGUCUGCUUUUCGCCGCCAAUCCGACAUGGUUCGACUACCUUCUCAUCAUCUUUGGCACCAUCACGGCCAUCGGUGCCGGUGUGCCAUUCCCUCUCAUGGGUAUCAUCUUCGGCCAGCUAGUUGAUGACAUGAACGAUGCCACCUGCGCUGCCGACGGAAUUACAAACGUCGACGCGUUCGCGUACGAGUCCGCCAUUAACCAAAAAGUUAUACAAACGGUCUACGUUGGUGCCAUCGCACUCGUCCUCAUUUACAGCUACAUCCUCUCUUGGAGCAUCAUCAGCCAGCGUCUCGCCCAGCGUCUGCGCACGCAAUACGUGUCUGCUUUAUUGCGUCAGCCGCCCUCCUACUUCGACAAGCGCGCUGCCGCUGGUGAGGUCUCUAGUCGACUCCACGGCGACAUUACGGCUAUUCAAUCCGGCACCUCCGAGAAGGUGGGCAUCGUCAUCUGUAGCUUGAGCUUCUUCGUAACUGUCUUCAUUAUCGCGUUCACGAAGCAGCCCAAGCUUGCCGGCAUGCUUGUUUCAAUGUUUCCGGCUUUCAUGCUCUCCUCCUUCGUCGGCGGUGGCUACAUCACGAGAAACGCCGGCCGCAUGAGUGAAGCAAUUGGAAAGGCUUCUUCCAUUGCCUCCGAAGCCCUGUCUCACAUUUCUGUUGUGCAGGCUUUCGGUGCUGGCCCCCGCCUUGAGGCUAAGUUUGCCGACCACAUGAUCACUGCUCGCAAGGCUGGUAUGAAGAAAGCUGCUGCCGCCGCUGUCCAAGCCGGUCUUCUCUAUUUCAUUGCGUACGCUGGAAACGCUCUUGCUUUCUGGCAGGGCAGUAUCAGAAUUGCCGACUCGAUGGCUGGACGUGGGGAUGGUGCAACCGUUGGUGAGAUUUAUGCAGUUGUUUACCUGCUCGUUGAUGCUUGCAUUAUGCUUGGUUCUAUCGCCCCUAUUCUGCCCCUUCUCGGAGGUGCCUCGGCCGCAUACCAACGCCUGUGGGAGGACAUCGAGGCUCCCUCGGAGAUUGAUGGCACCUCCGAGGAGGGCAAGGUUCUGCCUCUGGAUGAUCCUAAGGGAAUUGUGCUCCGCAACGUUACUUUUGAGUACCCAGCGAGACCCGGUCAGCCCGUCCUACGUAACGUCAACGUCGAGUUCCCAGCUGGCAAGUACACUGCUGUCAUCGGUCUCUCGGGCAGUGGAAAAUCCACCAUUGCCGCCCUCCUCGCCCGUCUCCAAGACCCGAAUCAGGGAGAGAUUCUCCUCGACGGCCACGAUAUCCGUGAGCUCAACGUUCGCAGCCUUCGAAGCUUCAUCAGCUUCGUGCAGCAGGAACCCUCUCUUCUCGACCGAUCAAUUCUUGAGAACAUUGCUCUUGGCCUCAUCAACUCUCCAAAGCCCGAACACCAGCGCUUGAGGCCCUAUCUCAGCGGUGGCCAGCUGGCGGAGCUUGCAUCCAAGGGCAAGGACGCUCUGUCAUCGGUCAACAGUUACGGCCCCGAGAUUCAAGAAAUUGUCGACCUCGUCCGCCAUGCGGCCGAGCAGGCGGAUGCUGCCACCUUCAUCAACCGCCUCGACGACGGCUAUGGCACCUCAGCCGGUCCUAGUGGUACUCUCGUCAGUGGUGGCCAGCGUCAGCGAAUCGCUCUUGCCCGAGCUCUGAUCCGUGACCCCAAGAUCCUGGUACUGGACGAAGCAACUUCCGCCCUUGACUCUGCUAGUGAGAAGCGCAUCCAGCGUGCUGUCGAGCAGGCCGCCACUGAGAACCGCACCAUCGUCUCCAUCGCUCAUCGGCUGUCCACGAUCCGCAACGCAGACAACAUCGUCGUUAUGGAGGCCGGUCAGGUUGUCGAGCAAGGUACAUAUACAGACUUGAUGUCGCGCGAGGACGGCGCUUUUGCCCGUAUGGCCAGGCUCCAAACUCUGGGUACUGCUGAUCGUGCACCUGAUGCUGUCUCCGCUUCUGGUGACUCCCUCGAUGCCUCUACCCUCAAGGAAGACCAAGCUAUCAACGAGAAGACCAACGACCCCGAUCAGCAUUUUGCUACCAAGAGCCUGAAGCAGACCAAAUCCGGUGACAAGGAAAGCAACGAGGAAAAGAAGAAGUCCGAGAUCGCCGGUCUGGAUGAGGAGAAGCCUUACAGCACUGUAUUCAAGGGUCUUGUCCGCCUUAUUAGACCCUCUUUGGCAUGGUUGAUUAUUGCCAUGAUUGCUGCCACCCUCGUGGGCGGUACGUUCACCGGCUCCGGUCUCAUCUUCGGUUUCACCGUUGGCGCCCUCAACCCAUGUGCCAGCACCAUCGAACACAUUCUUUCCAUGGGUCGUUUCUUUUCCGGCCUUCUGUUUGGUCUUGCCUGUAUCGAACUUUUCGCCAACUUCUUCGCCUGGUCCUGUUUCGGUGUUGUGGCUGAAAAGCUCCUCUACUCUGUGCGCGUCUUGUCUUUCCGCUCCCUGCUCGACCAGGACGUUCAGUGGCAUCAAUCAGACGGCCGUACCGCCUCCGGCCUGCUUACCAUUAUCACCAAAGAUAGUGCUGCCAUUGGUGGCUUCAGCGGUUCUACUAUCGGUACUGUGUUCGCCAUCUGCGUGAACGUCCUCGUUGCUGUGAUUUUGUCUCACAUCAUCGCCUGGAAGAUCGCACUCGUCUGCUUGGUCACUAUUCCCCUGCUUUUAGGCUCUGGUUUCAUGCAGCUGCGCAUGCUGGCUCGCUACGAAGAGCGUCACUCGGCUGCAUUCUCGACUGCCACUUCCGUGGCCACUGAGGCCGUACAGUCGAUCAAGACCGUUGCAGCCCUCUCUCUCGAGAGCCAGGUCAUGGACAACUAUGCUCGCCUCCUCGCUCCGCCUCAGAAACAGAUGGUUCGCGCGUCGGCUUCUACCAACAUCUGGUUGGCCAUCUCUAACGUCACCGGCACUUUUGUCAACGCUCUAGCCUACUGGUGGGGUACACAGCUCAUUAUGAGGGGCGAAUACACCCAGACUCAGUUCCUGAUCAUCUUGGUGGCAAUGCUUAUCAGCGCCCAGCUGUGGGGUACCAUGUUCUCCCUCGCCCCCGAGUUCUCGCGUGCUCGUUCCGCCUUGUCCCGCAUCAUGUCCGUCAUCAACCUCGGCAAGAACGAUGAUCUUAGCAAGACUGGCACUCAACCCAAGCAGAUUGCCGGAGACUCCAAGGCAGAAGAGGACGUUGAGGCUACCGGAGAAGUCAAAGCAAAAAGACCUAACGCCGGCGGUGUCAAAGUAACCUUCAAAAACGUCUCCUUCGCUUACCCCAGCCGCCGCGACGUCAAUAUCCUCGAUAAUGUUUCUUUCACCCUCCAGCCUGGUCAGUUCUGCGGUUUGGUUGGUCCUUCUGGAGCUGGAAAGUCCACCAUUAUGAAUCUUGUUCAGCGUCUCUACUUUCCCUCCCAUGGCCAGGUUCUUAUCGAUGGUUACGAUAUUUCCAACCUCCCCGACUCUUUCAGAGAUACCGUUGCUAUUGUUCCCCAGGACCCGACCCUCUUUGACGGCAGCGUUCGCUUUAACGUCGGUCUCGGCUCGGCACCCGACACUGAGGCUACUCAGGCCGAGAUCGAGGAGGCUUGCAAACUGGCCAAUAUCCACGACGUGAUCAUGGCUCUACCUGAAGGAUACGACACCGAAUGUGGUCCUUCUGCGUCCCGUCUGUCUGGCGGUCAGAGACAACGUUUAGCUAUUGCCCGUGCCCUCGUCCGCAAGCCGCGCCUGUUGCUUCUAGACGAAAGUACGAGCGCCUUGGAUGCCGCGAGUGAAGCAGCCCUCCAAGAGGGUCUCGAGCGUGCAUCCCGUGGUACAACUGUAUUGGCGAUUACCCAUCGCUUGCACACCGUCCACAAGGCCAACGUGAUUUUGCUGGUCGAGGGUGGACAGAUUGCCGACAGCGGAACGCACCAGGAGCUUAUGGAAAGAAGGGAGAGCUACAGAAUCAACGCCAUGCAGCAAAUGCUGCAAUAA